AUGGCCCCCACCCUCCCCGCCCUGCUCUGCCUCGGGCUGAGUGUGGGCCUGAGGACCCAGGUGCAGGCUGGGGCUCCCCCCAAACCCACCAUCUGGGCUGAGCCGGGCUCUGUGGUCCCCUGGGGGAGCCCCGUGACCAUCUGGUGUCAGGGGCCCCUAGAGGCCCAGGAGUUCCAUCUGGAUAAAGAGGGAAGCUCAGUCCCCUGGGACAGACAGAAACCCCUGGAGCCCGGGGACAAGGCCAAGUUCUCCAUCUCACUGAUGACUGAGCAGCACACAGGGCGCUAUUGGUGCUACUAUCUCAGGGGAAUUCGCUGGUCAGAGCUCAGUGACCCCCUGGAGCUGGUGGUGACAGGACCUUACAACAAACCCAGCCUCUCAGCCCUGCCGAGCCCUGUGGUGACCUCAGGAGGGAACGUGACCCUGCAGUGUGGCUCCCACUGGGGAUUUAACAGGUUCCUUCUGACCAAGGAAGGAGAAAAUGAGUCCUCUCAGGCCCUGGAUGGACAGCGGAGCCCGAACGGGCAGACCCAGGCCCUGUUCCCCGUGGGCCCCGUGAGCCCCGGACACGGGUGGACAUUCAGAUGCUAUGGCUUUAACAGGGACACCCCCCAGGUGUGGUCGGCCCCCAGCGACCCCCUGGAGCUCCUGGUCUCAGGGCUGUCUGGGAAGCCAUCCCUCCUGACCCCGCAGGGCCCUGUCGUCACCUCUGGACAGAACCUGACCCUUCAGUGUCGCUCUGACAUGGACUACGCCAGAUUCGCUCUGUCCAAGGAGGGGGGACAGAACCUCCCCCAGCGACCUGCCCGGAGGGUCCAGGGGGGGCUCUCUCAGGCCAACUUCCCCCUGGGCCCGGUGGGCACCGUCCAUGGGGGCCGGUACAGAUGCUACGGUGGACACAGCCUCUCCUCUGAAUGGUCGGCCCCCAGUGACCCCCUGGAGCUCCUGGUGGCAGGAUGGCUCAGAGACAGACCCUCCCUCUCAGCACGGCCGGGCCCCUCGGUGGCCCCGGGGGAGAACGUGACCCUGCUGUGUCAGUCAGGAGACGGGACGGACACCUUCCUUCUGUCCCAGGAGGGGGCAGCCCAUCGCCCCCUGCGUCUGCGCUCAACGUACCAAGACGGGCGGUUCCAGGCCGAGUUCUCUUUGAGUCCUGUGAGCUCGGCCCACAGGGGCACCUACAGGUGCUACAGCUCACAGAGCGCCGCCCCACACCUGCUGUCGCUCCCCAGUGACCCCCUGGAGCUCCUGGUCUCAGGCCUCACCUGGUACCUGAGUGUCCUCAUCGGGGCCUCGGUGACCUUCGUCCUGCUGCUCCUGGUCCUCCUCUUCCUCCGGCACCGGGGUCGGGACAGACGCAGGAAGUCAGCAGCCGCAGCGUCAGUGCUUGAGGACAGAGGCCGGCAGAAGAGCUCCAGCCCCGCUGCUGACGCCCCGGAGGAGAGCUUGUACUGUGCCGUCACGGAAGACGCACGGCUGGAGCACAGCAGAGCGCGGGCCAGCCAGGCUGCCACACCUGAAGCCCCCCAGGAUGUGACCUAUGCCCAACUGGACCACUCAAUCAGACAGGGGGAAACCGCACCCUCCAACCAGCAGCCGGGGGAGCGCCCAGCAGAGCCCAGUGUGUACACCACUCUCGCCUUGCACUAG
Messenger RNA from Rangifer tarandus platyrhynchus (Svalbard reindeer), 1650 nucleotides. The record is from the annotation of a GenBank genome assembly. Lineage: Eukaryota; Metazoa; Chordata; Mammalia; Artiodactyla; Cervidae.